AUGACCAAAAGCUUGGUCAAAGAGGUAGAUCUUCAGACGGCCCUUGAAAGAGUCGAGGGCUUGUCGUUUUCCCCUGUGUUGCGACGUAAGGCAGCGAAGGGGGGGGGGGGGGGGGGUUGGUACCCCGAGGCCAUGAUCGUGCCGGUGGCCUUCGGGCUGGUCUUCGUGCUCGGGCUGGUGGGCAACGGGCUGGUGCUGGCCGUGCUGGGCCGGGCCAAGCCCGGGCGGGCGCGCAGCGUCACCAACGUGCUGGUGCUGAACCUGAGCCUGGCCGACCUGUCCUUCCUGGUGCUGUGCGUCCCGUUCCAGGCCACCAUCUACACGCUGCCCGAGUGGGUCUUCGGCGCGCUCCUGUGCAAGUGGGUGCACUACUUCGUGACGGUGACCAUGCUGGUCAGCGUCUUCACCCUGGGCGCCAUGGCCGUGGACCGCUACCUGGCCGUGGUCCGCGCCCGCCGCUCGCAGGGGGUCAGGAACACCCGCAACGCCGCCCUGGGGGUGGCCGCCAUCUGGGGCCUCUCGCUCCUGCUGGCGGUGCCGGUGCCGUGGCACCAGGCGCUGCUGACCGGCGUCCAGCAGGCGCCCAACCGGACCUUCUGCUGGGAGCAGUGGGCCGACCGGACCCACAAGCAGGUCUACAAGGCCACCGUCCUGGUGGUCGGGUACCUCCUGCCUUUGGCGCUCAUCUGCUGCUGUUACGCGAAGGUUUUAUUUCACCUGCACAGAAAGAUAAAGAACAUAUCGAAGAAAUCCAGGAGAUCCAAGAAAAAGACUGCAAAGACUGUAAUGCUGGUUGUUGCUGCAUUCCUUCUUUCCUGGCUGCCGCAUCACAUCAUAACCAUGUGGGUUGCAUUUGGAAACUUCCCAAUAACAGACGCCUCAUUUGUUUUCCGAAUCAUCGCUCACUGUAUGGUGUAUGGCAACUCCUGCAUCAAUCCCAUAAUAUACGCUUUCCUGUCAGAGAACUUCAGGAAAGCCUGCCAACAAGUCUUCACGUGCAAAUGCUUUUUGCCGCCUCCCAUUGAGGAAAAGGUGGUGAGGAUUCGCAUGGAGACCUUUUCCACCACCCAUUCAAUAACAAACGCUUGAGACUGUUCUUUGGAUCUGUAUAUUAUUGUGACUGAGCAAAUGUACCUUAUAUGUACUGAAACUGCACAUCCAAUGGGACUCAUAUGACAUAUGGGAUGCAGGUAUUGAUUUGGAUAACACAACAACAACUUGCAUUUAUAUAGCACCCUUCACAGGGGGUUGUGUUCAGAGCAUUUUAACUACCAAUAAAUGUCCAAACGAUGAUUGCACAGAUGCAUCUGUAAAACCAACUGAAGAGUAUAAGUGAGUGCUCCAAUAUCUCUCGGCUAAAAAUGUACUCGGUUGCAUUUUUCUGUACGUGCACAUGUUGAGUAGAAAUAAGCUGGUUAAAUUGUGUGAUAAAGGGAAACCGCAAUGACAUCAAGUAUAAGUUAUUGACAAAUAUUCUAAUCAGAAGCAGCAAUGGGUCAGAUUGGAAUCAUUCUGGAUGUAUUGGACGAUCACAAAUGAACUCGAAACUUAAAGAGGACAAUGCAAAAAGAGCACUUUAUGGUAUUUUGCUAAAUUAUUAAUUCACACAAACAGUUUGAGUAGAAGGAAAGAACCUGUGUAUCUAUAGCGCCUUACCACGUCAAUACUAUUUAAACUGUCUUGCAGUAAUCAUUACCAUUGUGUAGUGACUGUAUUUUUUCUAGGCAAAUAGGACAUUCAAGGGAUAAGUUAAAUGUUGGAGACCAGUUUCUCUAUAUACGCUGCUGAUUGCUCAGAGCCUUAUUGAUUCUACCAUUGAGCCAUUGCCGACUCAUGCUCCUUAGUGAGACCUGGGCCCAUGCUUUGGUUCCCAUGAGGGAAAAAUAUGGAAGAAUCUUCAGGAACUAUACUUUCUGCCCUCUGGUAUUGAAGUAAAACAAGGUACAUUUGAGCUUUAGCUGCAGUUAUUUCAGUACUACUAAUUUGUUUACAAUGGUUCAUAUUUCUGCUAGCAAUUGAUGAAGUAUCUUUCCAGGGGUAUAUUUCAAUGAUUUUCUAAAUGCAGCUGGAUGCAGUAACUUUUAGUUCACUAGCGUGUUGUACAGAAGCAUGGGAAAGAAUAACAUGAGUUAUUUUAUUGGUCAUUAUUCAUACCGCUGCUUAGUACAAACCUCGUACUGAUGUCCUUUCAAAUAAGGGAGCUGACAGUUUAAUGCACAUUAGGUUGUAGAAUAUAAGAGGUAACUAAGAAAACCUUGCCAUUUGAGCUCAGAACCUUAGGGAUGACGGCAAACAAUCAAAGCAGGAUUUUGUGUGUAUUACCAAGCCUAUAAAUGAUCUGAAAAUCUAGAAUGGAUUGCAGAAUAUACACAAUCACAAUCUUUUCAUGUGCCUAGUUUAAAUCAAAUUGAGAUACUUUCAAACAAUCUUAUGAAAUACCUAAGAGUUACUACAACUAAUUGAAUGGUAUAUCCGGAGUAAGAUUCCCACCUACAUCCAGAUUUACUUUUUAGGAUAAUAUUUCAGUGUGCAGAAUUUGGCAAAUUGUCGAAUUCAGUUUUAACAUUUAAAAGGACUUACAGAAAACUGGCUUCAAAAUUAAAGACUGCAUUUAAGAAUUUAAGAAAUUCUGAACACUCUGAAAUGUUACGGUAAUAGAGUAAAUCUAGACUCAGUUGGAAUUUCUACCCAAUUUUAUCCAAACUGAGAAUUUAAAAAUCUUUAAAAUGACAACUACUGGAUUACUAAUCCACAGCCAUAGUUCUACUGUUUUUCUUCUGCAAACUGAACUGAUGUCUGCGAUUUUUUUUUUACUUAUUUGGUUAAAAAUGAAACGUCACUGAGGCUUAGUUAAAAAUUAAAUGAGGUUCUGAAAACACUUGUUUCCAAUAAAGUGCUGCAAAUUGCUUGUUUUAUUUGUGGAGUCAAAUUGUAACUGUGCAUUUUGUUCAUGUUAGAUGCAAGCCUGUGCUCUUUGCAAUUCGUGUUUGUGGAUCACAGAGCUAGGAACUAAUGAUAAGCAGUGAUCAGCAUCAUUGUUAAAUGAAUGUACGAAUCUCAGUCUCCUGGAGAGAGAGGUUAAGUCACUGAAAUGAUUCAUAUUUCAACUAUGAUUCCUGAUGAACAAUAUACAAUCCUAGUUCAGUACUAAAUCAUACAAAAUAGAUGUACCGUAUUGGUUAGAUGUCUAUUGUGCAAGUUGCAAGUUUAUUUGCUUUUAGUUAAAAUCAUCUCAGAAAUAUUGAAAUCUGAGGACAUGUAUAUCACGUGCACAGAAAACAUAAAAAUGACCAGUUUGGAUGUCCAGCUUAUUGAGCAGUGUGCCAGUUCCUGCUGGAUAUGUAUUGAUCCAGUUUGUGAAUUUUUUCUCGAAAUAUUUUGCGUCAGUGUGUUAAGUAUGAUUUUGCUAUUGUUCACAACUUGACAAUUUGCCUGCAUCAAUGUCACUAUAAUAUUGCCUUUAUAUUUGAGCUGUUAUCUUAAUGUGUCUUAAUGCUGCUCACCAUUUCUUUGUCUGUUUAUGGAAGAAUCUUGCAAGAUCUUGACUACUUUUCAACCUUCGAUUCUUAAAUGUUGCAAGGCUGUUUUACAUUCUGGAGAGCUUGUUUAAAUAUGAAGAACAUUUGGUGGGAGUCACGGUUAUGGGGGUGGUAAAGAAAUGCUCAGGUUAGGAAGAGAUCAUCACAAGGUGAAUGGAGUAGAAAAUGGAGAAAACUGAGUGAAGGAAUAAAAGGUAAUUACACUUUUGUUACUUUGGGACAGUCUGGGGUUGUGUUGUUAAAAUUGAAUAGUGUCUCUUCUAGGCCAGUUUUGCUACACAAUUCCUGUUGAAUCAAUGCAAACAGUUGUCUCAUUUAUGGAGUGAUUUUGUUGAAUGGAAGCCUUGUUGGGCGUGCCUUGUGAAGAGCUUUAGCUCUGCCCCAACAGCAUAAAGUUCCCGGGCAUUUGCCCUUAAGAUUUUAACAUGCCAAAGGUCCUGCGACACAACCUCUCCAGCGCACUGGCUAGUGAGCAAACCUCUGCAUGUGAGCAGAAAUCCUUCCACGCUGCCCAGCGCUGCAACUGUUGGGUUUUAGGGAUCAAAAUAAGAUCUUUGUUUCUUAUAUCAUCCAAAAUGAUUAACACAGAACGGCUAUUCAGGAUAUUCACACAACAUGUUGCAAGUAUCCUCUGCUGUAGCUCCACCUGGUGAUUGGAAGCCAACCUUCAGAAUGCACUAAACAACUUUAAUUGGAAUGUUAAAAUACACAAUGACUUUGAGGCAAAUCAACUCGUGUGCUUUACCCAAUUCCAACAGGGCUGCAUAGUGUCACAGGGUCACAAGAUUGGUUUGAUAAAGAAGAUCCUGCGGCCCAUUUGAUCUCAU
Callorhinchus milii (elephant shark) is the source of this 4366-nucleotide messenger RNA. RefSeq names its product galanin receptor type 1-like. The record is from RefSeq and is a predicted model, not a curated record. Gene Ontology annotation, molecular function: G protein-coupled peptide receptor activity. Gene Ontology annotation, cellular component: membrane. Gene Ontology annotation, biological process: neuropeptide signaling pathway. The transcript has 5 exons. NCBI's taxonomy places the organism in Eukaryota, Metazoa, Chordata, Chondrichthyes, Chimaeriformes, Callorhinchidae. Bases 1 to 1089 code for a protein of 362 amino acids.